UAUAAGUGGGAGGGGCUAUCAUGCAGCAUACUCGUACUCCACGUGGUUAGGCUUCAUAGCUUCUCAAUGUGGUAUGCUCAUCACUGGCCUGAGAAUUGUAAGGCUUUCUUUGUGGAGACUAACAAGAUCAAUCAACACUAGGGGAAGCAGAAUGGCGGACAAUUGUGACAAGCCCAAGACUCCCAAACAACUGGAGAAGGAGCGACUCAAGAGAGAGAAAGCUGCCAAGUAUGCUGAGAAACAAGCCAAGCUAGCGGCAGCCACCAAGACAGAGGGGGAGGCUACAAAGGGCAAAAAGAAAGCUGUCGGCAAGCAAGUGGUGACGUAUGACAUCCCCACAGCACUUGGGGACAAGAAAGAUGUCUCACGGUGUAUGCCUGCUGGCUACAGUCCGGUGUAUGUAGAGGCUGCGUGGUAUCAAUGGUGGGAGAAACAAGGAUUCUUCAAACCAGAAUAUGGUCGCUCGAGUGCUAAUGAGGUAAACCCUAAGGGAACGUUCAUGAUCUGUCUACCUCCUCCCAAUGUCACUGGCAGCCUCCAUCUUGGUCAUGCCCUCACCUGUGCUAUACAAGACUCCAUUGUCAGAUGGCAGCGUAUGCGUGGGUUGACUACACUCUGGAACCCAGGUACUGAUCAUGCUGGUAUAGCCACUCAAGUAGUGGUGGAGAAGAAGCUCAAGAGAGAGAAGGGAUUGUCCCGUCAUGAUGUGGGGAGGGAAGGGUUCGUUGACGAAGUCUGGAAGUGGAAGCAUGAGAAGGGAGAUCGCAUCUACCAUCAGUUGAGGAAGUCAGGUUGUUCUCUAGACUGGGACAGAGCUGUCUUCACUAUGGACGAGAAAUUGUCACGAGCUGUUAAAGAAAGCUUUGUGAUGCUUCACGAUGAGGGGAUCAUAUACCGAAGCAACCGUCUGGUCAACUGGUCCACCCGCCUCAAGUCAGCCAUCUCUGAUAUUGAGGUGGACAAGAUGGAACUGAGUGGGCGUACAUUAUUAGCUGUUCCUGGAUAUGAUCAGAAGAUUGAAUUUGGUGUCCUCGUCUCAUUUGCUUAUCCUGUCAUCGGAUUGGAUGCUGAGAUUGUCGUGGCAACCACUCGUAUUGAGACCAUGCUUGGAGACACUGCCGUUGCUGUACAUCCCCAUGACGAUCGUUACAAGCAUCUGGUUGGUCGGAAGCUAGCGCAUCCAUUCUGUGAUCGAGAGUUGGUGGUUGUGGCUGAUGAGAUGGUGGAGAUUGGGUUUGGUACUGGAGCAGUUAAGAUCACCCCAGCACAUGAUCACAAUGAUUACGAGUGUGGCAAGAGGCACAGUCUACCCUUCGUGCAGAUGAUCGAUGAUGAUGGCAACAUCACUGACGUCUGUGAGCAGUUCAAGGGCAUGAAGAGAUUCCUGGGACGUACUGCCAUCCUAGAAGCUGUGAAGGAGAAGGGCUUGUACAGAGGUACACAAGAACAUGCUAUGGUGGUCCCUGUGUGCAGUAGGAGCAAGGACAUUGUGGAGCCACUCAUUAAGCCUCAGUGGUAUGUCAACUGUGACGAGAUGGCAGCCAGCGCUGUACAGGCUGUGCGCAGUGGUGAACUGAAGCUCAUUCCAAAGAUGCAUGAUCGGACAUGGUACUCAUGGCUGGAGAACUCUCGUGAUUGGUGCAUAUCACGACAGCUCUGGUGGGGUCAUCGUAUCCCAGCGUACUUUGUCACCUUUACUGACCCCUCUCUGCCCACUGGAGAUCCUAAUGAAGGCUCUCACUGGAUAAGUGGUCGCACUGAAGAGGAGGCUCUGAGCAAAGCUGCUAUCAAGUUCAAUGUACACAAGGACAAGAUUAUCCUUCAGCAAGAUGAGGAUGUGCUGGAUACCUGGUAUUCAUCUGGUCUAUUCCCAUUCUCCAUAUUUGGAUGGCCUGAUCAAACUCCAGACCUCAAGACAUUUUAUCCCAACCAGCUCCUCGAGACAGGACAUGAUAUCUUGUUCUUCUGGGUGGCUAGAAUGGUGUUCUUUGGUCAGAAGCUGAUGGGAGAGCUGCCCUUUUCUGAGGUGUACCUCCAUGCCAUGGUGAGGGAUGCUCAUGGUCGCAAGAUGAGCAAGAGUCUCGGUAAUGUCAUCGACCCUCUAGAUGUCGUGCAAGGAAUAUCAUUGGAGGGCCUGCACCAACGGCUAGCUGAGAGCAAUCUUGAUCCCAAGGAGAUUGACCGCGCCAAACAAGGACAGAAAGCAGACUACCCUGAUGGCAUACCGGAGUGUGGUACUGAUGCCAUGAGGUUUGCCCUGUGUGCCUACACUGCUCAGGGGAGGGACAUCAACCUGGAUGUCAACAGAGUCGUGGGAUACAGGCACUUCUGUAACAAGCUCUGGAAUGCUGUCAAGUUCUCCAUUGAGAAUGCACUGGGAUCAGACUACCAACCAAAACCAUCCUCUCAGCUCAGUGGAGAUGAGUCUCCUAUGGACAAGUGGAUUCUGAGCAGACUGGCUAUGGCUGUACAAGAGUGCAACACUGGCUUCAAGGACUACAACUUCCCACAAUCCACCACUGCCCUGUUCAACUUCUGGCUGUAUGAGUUGUGUGAUGUGUACUUGGAGGUUAUCAAGCCUGUCGUGUAUGGCAGUCAAGAGGGACCCAAGGCUGCAGCCAGAGCUACUCUAUACACGUGUCUGGAAACAGCUUUGAGACUCAUUAGUCCAAUCAUGCCAUUCCUCUCAGAGGAGCUCUGGCAGAGGUUGCCACGACGACCCGGAGACACCACACCCUCUGUAACUGUAGCAGAAUACCCUGAACAAGCUCCCACUGGCCGAGAGGAGAGUCUAGAUGCUCGUGUUGGGCUCAUGCAAGAGGUGGUUAGGGUCAUAAGGUCACUCAAACAAGACUACCUACCACCCAAGGCUAGGCCAGAAGUGUAUCUUGUGUGCAAGAACGCAGAGACAAAGGAAACAUUGGGAGAAUUUGUUGAUUUUAUUCAAACGCUGAGUCAUGUGGGUAUGGUCCACUUGACCUUUGACCCUGCUCCUAACGGCUGCACCAUGGCAACAGUGGGUAGUAGCUGUGAGGCCCACCUCCUCCUCAAGGGAAUGGUGGACGUGGGGAAGGAGGUAGCAAAGAUCGAGGGGAAGAUUGGGAAACUGGACAGUCAAUUGGAGAAACUCAUGAAAGCCAUGAGCAUUGCCAACUAUCAGGAGAAGGUACCUAUUGAGGUUAAGGAUGCGAACAAAGACAGGAUGGCCUCCUUGGAACAAGAGAAGUCACUUCUGGAGAGUGCAUUGACACAGUUGGGAAAUAUUGAACAGAACUAAAGAGUCUAGUAGAAUUGGAACAGAUGAUGUAUUACAGUACAGUAGUACCUGUGCAUGAGUUGCAUGGGCUCAUAUUUUUGAUCAUUA
Messenger RNA from Halichondria panicea, 3364 nucleotides. RefSeq names its product valine--tRNA ligase-like. Gene Ontology annotation, cellular component: cytoplasm; cytosol. Lineage: Eukaryota; Metazoa; Porifera; Demospongiae; Suberitida; Halichondriidae. The record is from RefSeq and is a predicted model, not a curated record. The transcript is spliced from 21 exons. Gene Ontology annotation, molecular function: aminoacyl-tRNA deacylase activity; valine-tRNA ligase activity; ATP binding. Gene Ontology annotation, biological process: valyl-tRNA aminoacylation. The coding region runs from base 74 to 3277 and encodes 1067 amino acids.